GAACACAAAAUAUCUUCUGCCUUUAGUCCAUCUGAGGCAACAGACAGUGCUUGUGACAGAGGCUUACAGGGUCCCUUAGUGGGGCACAGCUCUCUAGGUGUGCAACCUGUGUCAGGGCUCCACAUAUUCUACAGAUGGCAGCACAUCGGCAUUGGCUUCUCAUGAGCUUCUUUUUCCUUGAGGUUAUUCUCUUGGAAGCUGCAAAAAUCCUGACUAUAUCUACACUGAGUGCCAGCCAUUAUAUACUGAUGAACCGUGUGUCGCAAAUUCUGCACGGAGGUGGCCACAAUGUAAUCAAACUUCUUUACGAAGGUGGUGAUAUCCCAGAUUUUAGAAAGGAAAAACCAUCAUACCAGAUUAUUAGUUGGCGUCCACCUGAAGAUCAGGAAAAGAAAUUUGCUGAUCUUAGGCAUCGACUUACAGAAGAAAUAACUUAUGGCAGACAGGAAUUCCAAGCAGUCUUAAAGCUAUACGAGCACUAUGGGAAUUUAUGCACUCACUUGCUAAGCAGAGAUGACAUCAUGGAUGCCUUAAGGGAUGAGACCUGUUGUAUUUUGUUGUAUUUUGAUGCAGUGGAUCUCUGUUCUUUCCUGGUUGCUGAGAAGAUUGGAAAACCAUUUGUAGUUUUUCUUUCUAUACUAGCUAACAAUAUUGACUUUGGACUCCCAAGCCCCUUGUCUUAUGUUCCCAUGUCUGGUUCUCUCCUGACUGACAAAAUGGACUUCUGGGGCAGAGUAAAGAAUUUUCUGAUGAGUUUUGAUUUCUCCAUGAGACAAAAGAAAAUACAUUCUCAGUUCGACAGUACCAUCCAGGAGCAUUUUGAAGAAGGCUCUCAGCCAGUUUUGUCUCAGCUUUUACAGAAAGCUGAGCUGUGGCUUCUUAGUUCUGACUUUGCUCUAGAAUUUGCUCGCCCCCUAUUUCCCAAUACUAUUUAUGUUGGAGGUUUACUGGACAAGCCUGUUAAGCCAAUACCACAGGAUUUGGAGAAUUUUAUCUCUCAGUUUGAAGACUCAGGUUUUGUCCUUGUGGCCCUGGCCUCCAUAGCAACCAUGCAUCAGACCAUGGAAAUUAUUAAGGAGAUGAACAGUGCCUUUGCUCGCCUCCCUCAAGGGGUUCUAUGGACAUGCAAGGAUUCUCAUUGGCCCAGAGAUGUCAGAUUGGCCCCAAAUGUCAAAAUAGUGGACUGGAUUCCUCAGAAUGACCUGUUGGCUUACCCUAGCAUCCGUCUGUUUGUCACCCAUGGGGGACUGAAUAGUGUAAAUGAGGCUAUCCAGCAUGGAGUACCCAUGGUGGGGAUUACUAUUUUUGGAGACCAACCUGAAAACAUGUUCCGAGUAGAAGCAAAGAACCUUGGUGUUUCUAUUCAGCUACAGACGCUCAAGGCAGAGUCAUUUGCGCUCACCAUGAAAGAAGUCAUAGAAGACAAGAGGUACAAGUCUGCAGCAAUGGCUGCCAGAGCCAUCAGGCGCUCCUACCCCUUGACAUCCACCCAGCGUCUGGUGGGCUGGAUUGACCACAUCCUACAAACCGGGGGAGGCGCACACCUCAAGCCCCAUGUCUUUCAGCAGCCGUGGCACGUUCAGAACUUGCUGGAUGUUCUGUUGUUUCUGGUGGGGUUCACUCUCGGCAGCUUGUGGCUAUUUAAGAAUGUGCUGACAUUGUUGCUAAGGUCCCUAAGUGGGACCAGGAAAGAAAAGGAAUCUUAA
Mus caroli (Ryukyu mouse) is the source of this 1706-nucleotide messenger RNA. Its product is annotated as UDP-glycosyltransferase 3A2-like. The record is from RefSeq and is a predicted model, not a curated record. Lineage: Eukaryota; Metazoa; Chordata; Mammalia; Rodentia; Muridae. Gene Ontology annotation, cellular component: UDP-N-acetylglucosamine transferase complex. Gene Ontology annotation, molecular function: glucuronosyltransferase activity.